Molecule: messenger RNA, 1834 nt
Organism: Aspergillus ochraceoroseus IBT 24754
Lineage: Eukaryota; Fungi; Ascomycota; Eurotiomycetes; Eurotiales; Aspergillaceae
Exons: 7
Coding region: 1-1410 (469 amino acids)
Biological process (GO): phospholipid catabolic process
Molecular function (GO): hydrolase activity, acting on ester bonds
Source: RefSeq, a predicted model, not a curated record
AUGAAACUCAACUUUGCCAUCAUUGUAUCUCUGGGCCCUGUCGCCUCAGCCCUCCCCUAUAAACAAGACUACUCCGAUGUGUGGGGACAUCUCCGAUCUAAUAUCAAACAUGUUGUCUACCUAAUGAUGGAGAACCACUCCUUCGACAAUAUCGCCGGCUACUGGGACUUCCAUCCAGACAUUGACAACCUCAGAAAUAUCACCUACUGCAAUGAGUACACCAACCCGAAUUGGACGGUCUGGGGAGAAGCGUUGGAGAUCUGCGCCGCGCCGUUCGAGACGGAGGUACCGCUAGUCGAUCCAGACCAUGAAUUUGCAGGCGUCACCUACCAAAUCUACCGCAAGUGGGAUGCGACGAACGCCGAUGUCCCCAACAUGGGAGGGUUCGUCGAGCGCCAGUCCGAGAAGUACGGAUCCACUCCCGGGGAGGCCGCGUUCGUGAUCAAGGCGUACGAUCAAAAGAAGUCUGCGACUCUGGCUGAGAUUGGGCAGAACUUUGCGUUUUGGGAUUCUUAUUUCGCGGAACACCCUGGGUCAACCAACCCUAACCGUCAAUUCGCAACGUCGGGCUCAACCUGCGGAGCCAUCGACAAUCGGCCUCAAGCAGCCGGGUUCUUCAACAAUGUAACGGGAACUAGCUGCGCGGUGUCGAUUUUCGAGGCUCUCUCGAGGAAGAACAUCACAUGGAAGAAUUACUACGAAAAAGACAUUAUCGACGCAUGGAUGUACAAAUGGGUCCAAGAAAACGCCAUCUCAAAUCUUGCCCACGCCAAUCAGUUCUAUCAAGAUCUGGAGCAAGGAACCCUCCCCACAUUCUCCUAUAUCAAUCCCGAAUGCUGCACCAUCGAUUCCAUGCACCCGACCAGCAACAUGGCCACAGGCGAGCAAAUGAUCAAGCAUCUCUACGAUGCCGUCCGUCGAUCCAAAUACUGGGAUAACAUGCUUAUCAUCCUUAAUUUUGACGAACACGGUGGUUUCGCAGACCACGUUCCUCCCCCGGCGAAUAUUCCGGCGCCUGAUGAUAACCUUACCUAUAGCGGAACCUCUGAAGGACACAAAGUCAACUAUGACUUUACCCGUCUGGGUGUGAGAGUGCCCGCCUUCCUGAUCUCUCCUUAUAUCCCCGCCAACACUCUCAUCCACGAGAAAGGUACAAUGUAUGAUGAUGCCAGCUCGGCCUAUACGCACUCGUCGAUCCUGCAUUUCCUACAGAAUCUGUGGGGGUUAGAGGGGCUUAACAACCGCGUGCAGUGGGCGAAGACAUUCGAGUAUGUGUUCUCGACUGAGAAACGAGAGGACACGCCGGAGAGACUCGCGACGCCUGUCUGGUACGGGAGUAGUUGGGAGCCGAAGCCAGAGCGAUUUUAUCUCUUGAAUCAGGAGGAGAGCUAUUACCAGGCGCGGCCUUGACGGUUCACUCUAGGGUUUCUUAUAUGCCACGCGGCAGAAUAGGGUCGAUUUAAUGGAUACCUGCCAGCAUACAAGCAAGUAAAAGUAUAUGGAAAUCAAAUUCGUGGCUUCAUCAAUCAUUAAAUACAGUGCCAGUUCAUAUCUGUCCUAUAAUAUAUAUAUAUAUAUAUAUUUUUUUUUUCUCGUCUGCCGUCCACGGCAUUUCUUUGACUGUGUCUACGAGUUUCGAAUUUGAGUCGAGUUUAGUCUUAGAAUCUAUCCUCCUAUGUCAGCAAGCACGCACACUUAUAAACAAGGGUGGAAAACCUCACCCUCUCCUAUGCUCCACUUUCUGCUCCACCUCAGUCACAGUUCUAGUCAUAUUCCACAGUCGACUCUUAUACGCCGGGAACGAAGUAUGAUUCCAGAUGUUGACCAGAACACU